ACCUGUUCAUACCUUAAGAACAUUCUAUAAAUAUAUUACAGAACCACACAAUAUUGUAAAAGACAAGAAAUAAAGUUAAUGAAACCAAGAAAAUAUUAGUUGUUCAUCAUUUUAUUUUUUUUCCCAUUCUUUGUUAGUUUUCUGUCUGAAAAUAUAAAGAAUCUUAUCCUCUGGCAGUUGAAAUCAAGAUUUCAAGCUUUUUUAUUUUUUAUUUCAAGAUUUGAAUCCAAACCCAGAUGCAAGAAAUGGGUAAAAUAGAUGAAAAUAAUCAUCACCAGCCUUAUUAUUCUGAUCCAGAACUGAAGACAGGUGACCAAAGAAAUUCUUACAGUGGUUCUUUAAGCGGACCAUUGAACAAAAGAACAACAAAAAAGAGUGCAAGAUUCAACAUUCCUGAAGCUACUUCAUCUCAGGAUGAACAAUAUCUGGAAGUAACUCUCGAUGUUCGUGACGAUUCUGUUGCAGUUCACAGUGUAAAAGCUGCAAAUGGAACUGAAGAAGAUCCGGAGCUUACGUUACUUGCUAAAGGAUUGGAGAAGAGAUCAACCUCGAAUGUUGUCAGGAAUGCUUCUGCUAAAUUCCGACAGGUUUCUCAUGAAAUCAAGAAGUUAGCUUCGUUUUCGAAACGAACAUCUCCUGCUCGUCUAGACAGGACCAAAUCUGCAGCUACUUAUGCUUUGAAAGGACUUAAGUUCAUCAGCAAGACCGAUGGAGGUGGAGGUACUGGUUGGGCAGCUGUUGAGAAGCGUUUCGACGAUAUUACUGCUUCUACCGACGGAUUGCUUCUUCGGUCAAGAUUCUGCGAAUGCAUAGGAAUGAAGGAAUCAAAAGAGUUUGCAGGAGAACUGUUUAAUGCACUUGCGAGGAAGAGGCAUAUAGAAGGUGAUUCUAUCAGUAAAGAUGUUCUUAAGGAGUUUUGGGAACAGAUUGCUGACCAGAGUUUUGAUUCCAGGCUUCAAACUUUCUUUGACAUGGUUGAUAAAGAUGCAGAUGGAAGAAUCACAGAAGAGGAAGUAAAAGAGAUUAUUACACUCAGCGCGUCUGCGAAUAAAUUGUCAAAUAUUCAAAAACAAGCAGAAGAAUAUGCAGCCUUGAUCAUGGAAGAGCUGGAUCCAGAAAAUCAUGGAUAUAUCAUGAUAGAGAAUCUGGAAACACUUCUAUUACAAGGACCAACUCAGUCAGUAAGAGUAGGAGAGAGCAAAAAUCUGAGCCAAAUGCUUAGCCAGAAGCUUAAGCCAACUUUAGAUGACAGCCCAGUAAGAAGAUGGGUGAGAACCAGCAAGUACUUCGUUUUAGAUAACUGGAAGAGAGUCUGGGUCAUAGCUCUAUGGCUCGGAGUUAUGUCCGGUCUAUUUACUUACAAAUAUAUUCAAUAUCGAGAACGAGCUGCAUACAAAGUGAUGGGGGCUUGCGUCUGCAUUGCGAAAGGAGGCGCUGAGAUUCUUAAGUUCAAUAUGGCUUUAAUCUUAUUACCAGUCUGCAGAAAUACACUUACUUGGCUUAGAAAUAACACCAAGUUAGGCAUGGUAGUUCCUUUCGACGACAACCUUAAUUUCCACAAGGUGAUUGCAGUGGGAAUUACGGUUGGAGUUGGUUUGCAUGCGAUUUCUCAUUUGGCUUGUGAUUUUCCUCGGCUACUGCGAGCAAGUGACGAGCAAUGGGAGCUCAUGGAGCCAUUUUUCGGGGAUCAACCGUCGAGUUACUGGCAUUUUGUGAAAUCAGUAGAAGGAAUAACAGGGAUUGUAAUGGUGGUGUUAAUGGCAAUAGCGUUUACAUUAGCUGCCCCUUGGUUCCGACGAAACAAGCUUAAUUUGCCUAGUUUUCUCAAGAAACUCACCGGUUUUAACGCCUUUUGGUACUCUCAUCAUCUGUUCAUCAUUGUCUAUACACUGCUCAUUGUUCAUGGUCAAUACUUGUACCUUACUCAUGAAUGGUACAAGAAAACGACAUGGAUGUAUUUGGCUGUUCCCCUUAUUCUUUACGGGGCCGAAAGACUGACUAGGGCACUAAGGUCCAGCAUCAAGCCUGUUACCAUUAAAAAGGUGGCUAUAUAUCCUGGAAAUGUAUUAGCACUUCACAUGUCAAAGCCUCAAGGAUUCAGAUACAAGAGUGGACAAUACAUGUUUGUCAAUUGUGCUGCUGUGUCUCCAUUUGAAUGGCAUCCAUUUUCUAUAACAUCAGCUCCUGGAGAUGACCAUUUAAGUGUCCACAUUAGAACAUUGGGUGAUUGGACAAGGCAACUUAAAACAGUUUUUUCACAGGUGUGUCAGCCACCAGAUCAUGGUAAAAGUGGACUGCUCAGAGCUGAUGGCUUUCAAGGAAAUAACCGCCCAGAUUUUCCAAGAGUAUUAAUCGACGGUCCAUAUGGAGCCCCAGCGCAAGACUACAAAAAAUACGAGGUGGUUCUUCUAGUAGGUUUAGGAAUCGGAGCAACACCAAUGAUAAGCAUACUUAAAGACAUAGUAAACAACAUUAAAGCAAAAGAAGAAGAAGAAAAAGAAGAGUUUAACUCAUUAGAAAAUGGAACAUUACCAAAAACCCCAAGCCCUAAUUCACAAAAAAGAAAAGAAAAUUUUAAGACAAGAAGGGCUUAUUUCUAUUGGGUGACAAGAGAACAAGGCUCAUUUGAUUGGUUCAAAGGGAUCAUGAAUGAAGUGGCUGAACUAGACCAGAAUCAUGUAAUAGAAUUACAUAACUAUUGCACAAGUGUUUAUGAAGAAGGUGAUGCCAGGUCAGCCCUAAUUGCUAUGCUUCAGUCUAUAAACCAUGCAAAGAAUGGAGUUGAUGUUGUUUCUGGGACACGUGUCAAGUCUCAUUUUGCUAAGCCUAAUUGGAGAAAUGUUUUCAAGAGGACUGCUCUUAAUCAUCCUAAUUCUAGAGUUGGUGUGUUUUAUUGUGGUGCGCCGGGAUUGACAAAGGACCUAAGACAUCUUGCUCAGGAUUUCUCACACAAGACAAACACUAAAUUUGAUUUUCAUAAAGAGAACUUCUAAAUUUUCAGUGCAACAGAGUGAAAGAUCCUACUGUCCACCAUAUUACAGUCCUUUCGUUGACAUUUUUGUUAGCCUCAUUUAAAUACUGCAUUGUGGUUUUUAGGAGUUUUGUCAAUAGGAAAUCUAUGAAUUAUCAGCGAGCAGAAGAUAGUGCGGUGGUUGAUUGAAGAGGCAGCCCACCACCAUAAGUUUGGUUUAAAACAUUAGUUAGUGCUCAUCUAUUUUUAUGUCAAUCACUAAUGUCUAUAUUCAAAUACAAUAGGAAUUGUAAAGCAUUCUUUUUUUAUCUACUUUCCAAAUUUUCAUAUAAAAUUUAAUAGAGAAUUUCUGUUAGUUUUCUGAUUAA
This is a messenger RNA of Mercurialis annua (annual mercury), 3339 nucleotides long. RefSeq names its product respiratory burst oxidase homolog protein C-like. Gene Ontology annotation, cellular component: plasma membrane. The transcript has 12 exons. The record is from RefSeq and is a predicted model, not a curated record. NCBI's taxonomy places the organism in Eukaryota, Viridiplantae, Streptophyta, Magnoliopsida, Malpighiales, Euphorbiaceae. Bases 237 to 2993 code for a protein of 918 amino acids. Gene Ontology annotation, molecular function: calcium ion binding; NAD(P)H oxidase H2O2-forming activity; peroxidase activity.